Molecule: messenger RNA, 408 nt
Organism: Colletotrichum siamense
Lineage: Eukaryota; Fungi; Ascomycota; Sordariomycetes; Glomerellales; Glomerellaceae
Exons: 2
Coding region: 1-408 (135 amino acids)
Source: RefSeq, a predicted model, not a curated record
AUGUUUUCCACCAAGCACCUUCUCUCCCUCCUCGCUGUCGGCCUUCAUGCCGGAAUCGCUGCUUGCGAAGAAUACGGAUCCUGGCAUGUCCAGAUCAACCUCUCUGGCGGGGCUCAAGGUCACAGACUGGGAGAGCUUCAUGCUGUUCACUCAAGCACACCGAACGAGGAAAGCUACGCAAGAUGGCUCUACGACCCCGCGGUGGGAUACACUGUCUACACGGCCGAGGACCCUACCUUGAACAACACUUGGAUCGACAGCGUUGGUGUCCAUACUUUUGAGAUUCAGCAGGAGGUUCUCGGCGUUUCCCUGAAGGGUUCUGGGCCGAUCGAAAUCUUUUUCAACACCAACGGGAACGGUAGAAGCGCCUUUGGAAAUGCUACUAUCCCCUCCCAAUUGGACAAUUGA